AUGCCACGCGGUGGCCGUCGCCAGGUCGCGGCUGAAGAUGACGACUCUGAUUCUGGCUAUGGCCUGGAACCAAUGUCGCCCAAUACCAAGAAGGAGCAUGACAAGAAGAAGAUCAUGGAGGCCGAUCUAGGAGUGGCAACCGCAAACUUCAUUAAGACGAGUGAUUACAGCAACCGCAUCGUGACCUCCAAUCUUCCACUCAUUCGCCAGUGCGACAUCCCAAACACAGAAGAGGCGAAAGUGGUCAAAGAAAAUAAGGCACAGCUGAACGAGUGGAACAACUGGAAAUACACUGAGGAAGCGCAGCAGACUGCUUCAGGAGAUGGCUUGAUAGGCGGCAUGACUGGGGGUGGGCACCGCUUCAACACCAUGGCAGCUUUGAAGGCGGACAGCAGCAGACUCGGACGCCCCAUUACAUUGGAUGAUACUUACGACGACCGACCGAAAGGUUCUGCUCAGAAGUUCGGUGGUAUGGUCGGUGGUACCUCCCAUGCGAAAGGGUUUAGACCACCACCGCUGACUCAUACCCUCAAAGCCCCAUUGGUGCUCCCUGCUUCGACCUCGAAGAAGAGACGUGGCGCAGCCACCCAAGCGCGACCAUGGCCCCCUCCAGCACUGCAAGGCACCCCGGCUUUCACCAAUGCUGACAGUCAAGCAACACCUAAGAAAGGAAUUCAAACUCAUAAACCAAUGACUGGAAGCACAAGUCUCCCUGGGCAAGCUGGUCCGUCCAGAGCUCCCGCGAGGAAAAAUACCGUCACUGCGGCUGUGGAUAGCAGCACCGCAGCCCGCCCUCGUCCUGCGAUCGCAGGUCAAUACCUUGUAGAUCCGUCCACAUUCAUGUCAUCAGUCAUGAAGUUGAUAUCCCCUGGGCCUAAGGCGACGGAGCCAGUACAAGCUCAAGUGAAUCUCACAACAAGCGCCACUGUUACACAGGGUCCUCCUCCACCAUCCUCGGCACCAACCAACAGCGUUGACACCAAUAUCGACACGAUUCGCAAAGUCCCUGUCACCGAAUUUUCUUUUCCCCUGAGUGGUACGCUUGCUCCAGGACAUGUAUCAACGCAUACCGACGGUGAACCAAGUCCCGCAGCACUCUCUGGCUUCUCCCCAUCUGCUGCCAGUCAAGCACCUGUGCCACAGAUUGCCGAUGUUGAUGCACUUGCAGACGCUCUUGUUGGGCUGGGUAUCGAGGGUGCACCUGUGAACAAGCCUUCGACCGUGGAUACUCAAUUUCUGACCGCUACAAGUCCAGUUGACGCAUCAUCCCAGUCCGGUAGCCUGAUGGAUUCACCUGUUCCUGAAGAUGUCGCAGCAGAUGUUCUUGUGGCGGACAACGACAAGAAUGUUGUCGUUAUCAAUGGUGUUCGAUAUGUCCAAGAGUCCGAGCUCCUGGCCUUAAAAGGAUCCCUGAAGAAUCCGGACACGACAGUCGAUGCUGGCCCUCACCUGCAUGUCAGCCCCCUGGUGAGCCCUGCCGCCACCACACUUGAUCCAUUGAGCAACCAGAUUCGUACAGAAUCUUUGCUUCCUUCGUGCGAGGUCGAGUCGAGUAGGAUGGCCAAGUCCACCGGCAUGAUGAACCCAUUCAGCCCUCGUGAACCAGUCACCGAAGAGGUCAAGGUACAAGCACAUGCGAACCCAACUUCGACAGAUCAACCAUUUGAACCACCUGUGCGAGCCUCACCACGAACCCUCGAUGAGGUCUUGGUUGCCGCGGUGCGUGCUGCAGCGAUUCCACGUUCCGGUGCUCGGACUGCCACACAAGCUUCCUCGACUCCUGAGACAGGCAAGUCUACGGUCACCAGCAAUACGAUUAUCUCAAAGUGGGCUGUUCCAGAAGAGAACGCUAAACCAUCCGUCAUGCAUCUGGCCAGCCAAGCUGGUACAGAUUCAAAGCCGACUAAGACCACGAAUACAGUCAAUACAAUAGUAUCGAAGUGGGCUACACCAAUCGAGCCUGCUAAGCCAUCCGUCUUGCAGCCAAAACCGUCCAAUGGUACCCAAGCUCAUGCUUCCAAGGCUGUACCGAUCGUCAAGUCAAAAGGUACACCUCAAGCCGCUGCUCCCACCACAGCGCAGUCCGCGACAGACAGCAUCAUUGGUGACCGCCGUAUCUUCGGUCGUAUUUCCACUUAUGCCGCAAACGGACCAACUCAUGAUGAGCCACCGCACAGACCGGCACCACAGCGAAAAUACCACGCACCUGGACCAGGGUACGCCUUGCUUCUGGCUGAUUUGGAAGCUGCAGGUGCAGUGUCCUCUUCUACUGCAAAGGAGCUCAACGCAGAAAAGAAGUUGUGA
Molecule: messenger RNA, 2304 nt
Organism: Exophiala viscosa
Lineage: Eukaryota; Fungi; Ascomycota; Eurotiomycetes; Chaetothyriales; Herpotrichiellaceae
Exons: 4
Coding region: 1-2304 (767 amino acids)
Source: RefSeq, a predicted model, not a curated record